Molecule: messenger RNA, 1011 nt
Organism: Thamnophis sirtalis
Lineage: Eukaryota; Metazoa; Chordata; Lepidosauria; Squamata; Natricidae
Source: RefSeq, a predicted model, not a curated record
AUGCCCAGCCUGAACGCCACCCGCAGCCUCCUGAUCAACUUGGCCAUCUGCGACCUGAUGGUGGUUUGCAUCUGUAUGCCCAUCACGACGGGGAACCUGAUCUACAAGGCCUGGGUCUACGGAGACUUGCUGUGUAGGGCGGCGCCCUUCAUCCAAGCUCUCUCCGUCUCUGCCAGCAUUCUCAGCCUGACGGUGAUCAGCGUCAACCGCUAUUACAGCCUGCACAACCCCUUGAGAGCCCGAUCCUUCUUCACCCACAGGAAGAUCUUGAACACCAUCCUGGUUAUUUGGGUCUUCUCUUCGGGCAUCUGCAUGCCCCUCGUCUUCACGAACCGGCGAGACGAGAUCGGGGUGGGCCCCGCCGACGACGUCCCACUGGUGUUCCCCAUUUGCCGCGAGGUGUGGCCCCGGGAAGAGCUCAAGCAAAGCUACAACGUCUUCCUCUUCUGCGCUCUCUACUGCCUGCCGGUCUCCUUCAACGUGGUCAUCUGCUUCUUGACCGUCCGUCGGCUCUGGAGGCCCACCGGCACCCUGAGUGGCGCCUUGAAGGAGAACUUGCUGGCUUCCCGGCUGAAGAUCCGCCGUACGGUGGCUCAAAUGGUCAUCGCCUUGGUCCUGCUCUUUGCCAUUUCCUGGCUGCCCUUUUACCUGGUGGACAUCUGGAUAGAGUUCCACGGCCCCAAGUCCUUGAGGGACGAAGAGCCAUCUCCUCUGGCCUUGCAACUACGGGCUUUUUCUCAAUGGCUUAGCCUCACCAACUCCAGCCUGAACCCCAUCUGCUACUGUUUGGUGGGGAGUCUCUACAGAUCGGCUAAGGAAAUGAGGAGCAGGUACCAGAAGAAGGUGGCUUCCCUUCUCAGCUCCUCCCCCUCGGAAAAGAGCUGGCUGUCUUCUCUUCCUGAGAUGCUUUCUCACGGGAGGUCGGUGAACUCGACUAUAAAAGAACCUGACUUAGCAACGCGAAAAGAAGGUAACAAUGGCCGCAGCCACAGCUGCAGGAGCCUGGUCUAA